Molecule: messenger RNA, 1147 nt
Organism: Pyrus x bretschneideri (Chinese white pear)
Lineage: Eukaryota; Viridiplantae; Streptophyta; Magnoliopsida; Rosales; Rosaceae
Product: protein COFACTOR ASSEMBLY OF COMPLEX C SUBUNIT B CCB2, chloroplastic
Exons: 6
Coding region: 153-1019 (288 amino acids)
Biological process (GO): cytochrome b6f complex assembly
Source: RefSeq, a predicted model, not a curated record
CCAAGGAGUACCCAAAUUUUCAAAAUUGGGCCUAAUCUCAACUUGGACCAGUGGACUGUCUCUUCAAAGUCAGCAUUUCAUCCCUCCACUCAUUCCCACUUUUUCUCAGCUCCCAAGCCACCCGUACAAAUAGAAAAAGUUCCUCAGAAAAUAUGACUAACACCAGCUCCAUUCUUUCCCCAAAUCCGUUAAUUCGGUUGAAAAUCCAAAUCCCACCCAAAUUUCGCGCCAGAAAGUUCCCCACAAAUUUCUUACCAGUCUCCGCUCGUCUCGACGAUUCCAAAAGCACCUCCACGGACCCCCAACUCAACCUCUCCGUGCUCCGCUUCACACUCGGAAUACCUGGGCUGGACGAAUCCUACUUACCAAGAUGGAUUGGAUAUGGGUUCGGUUCGCUUUUGAUUUUGAACCAUUUUGUUGGUUCCACUGCAACCCCAGCACAGCUUAGGACGGAGGCUUUGGGUCUGUCUUUGGCUGCAUUCUCUGUCGCACUUCCCUAUCUUGGAAAAUUUCUCAAGGGUGCUACUCCGAUGGAUCAGACGACCAUCCCACAAGGGUGUGAGCAAAUAUUUGUUAUAUCACAAAAUGUCUCAGAUACUCAGAAGGAGGACUUGGCUUGGGCUACAUACAUAUUGUUGCGCAAUACAAACACCAUAGCAGUGAUGGUAUCCGUACAAAAUGAAUUGUGCGUACGCGGCUAUUGGAACAUACCAGAUGAGGUUUCAAAAGCCAACGUACUUGGAUGGCUUGAGAAACAGAUUGAAAGUAUUGGCAUUUCUGAUUUGAAGGAGACCCUGUACCUAUCUCAGAUUGAAGAUUCUGGACUUUGGGAGAUGCUACCGCAGGGAACUCGUUCUCUCCUUGUACAACCGAUUCUCCAAGUUGAGCAUUCAAUUGACAAUGUGAUCCAGAGAGUUGAGGGAUUUGUCUUGUUGGCUUCCACCAUGAGGUAUGCAUAUAGUGAUAAGGACAGAGCCUGGAUUGGUGCUCUUACAAACAAGUUCAGAGGUAAGCAAUAAAGAUAGAGCCUUGAUAGGAGCAUUCCCGUAAAGAAAAAAAAACCCCGGAACAUAUGUGCAGCCUUGUAUAGCAUGUGAAUUACACUGCAGCAAUUAUUAUUUUAAAUGCAGCUUUUUGGUUCCGUUGA